AUGAGAUUUGGUGAACAACUUAACAGAUCGCUUAUUCGCGAGUACAGUUACUACUACAUAUCCUAUGAAGAUUUGAAGAACGAGUUGGAAGAAAAUCUGAGCUCGAGUCACGGCCAUUGGACCGAGGAGCUUGAGACGCAGUUUUUAGAAUCGCUGGAAGUCGAAUUGGACAAAGUUUACACCUUUUGCAAGGUCAAACACAACGAAGUGACCAGACGUGUGAAAGAAGCGCAUGAACAAGUUCAAAUGACCGUGCGUGCUUUGGAUUCGAAUACUCCGCCAUCCGACUUGGAUUUUGAGAUUCUGGAAGACGAAUUGUCCGAUAUUAUCGCCGAUGUGCACGAUUUGGCCAAAUUCUCGCGGCUGAACUACACGGGUUUCCAAAAAAUUAUCAAGAAGCAUGACAAGAAGACCAAAUUUACCUUGAAGCCAAUUUUCCAGGUGAGACUUGACUCCAAGCCAUUUUUCAAAGAAAAUUACGACGAGCUCGUUGUCAAAAUAUCUCAACUUUACGACGUGGUCAGAACGCGUGGUAAUCCAGUUAGAGGCGAUUCCGCGGCUGGUGGGAAGCAACAAAACUUCGUGAGACAGACUACCAAAUACUGGGUUCAUCCCGACAAUGUCACGGAGUUGAAACUAAUCAUUUUGAAACACCUUCCUGUACUUGUGUUUAACACCAACAAAGAAUUCGAGAAAGAGGACUCCGCAAUCACGUCUAUCUACUACGACAACGAGGAUUUGGACCUCUACUACGGUCGUCUACGCAAAGACGAAGGUGCAGAAGCGCACAGACUGAGAUGGUACGGUGGUAUGAAUUCUGACACCAUUUUCGUCGAGAGAAAGACCCAUAGAGAGGAUUGGACUGGUGAAAAAUCCGUCAAGGCCAGAUUUGCUCUGAAGGAACGCUAUGUGAACGAUUUCUUGAAGGGGAAAUAUACGGUUGAAAAAGCGUUCGCCAAGAUGCGUAAAGAUGGUAAGAAGUCUAUGAAGGAAAUCGAGAACUUGGAAGCUCUGGCCACGGAAAUUCAGUAUACGAUGCUCAAAAAGAAGCUAAGACCUGUCGCGAGAUCCUUUUACAACCGAACCGCUUUCCAGCUUCCUGGCGAUGCUCGUGUCCGUAUUUCGUUAGACACCGAAUUAAGCAUGGUCAGAGAGGACAAUUUCGACGGCAACGAUAGAACCAAGGGCAAUUGGAGACGUAUGGAUAUCGGCGUAGACUGGCCCUUCAAGCAGUUGAAAGAGUCUGAAAUCUGUAGAUUUCCUUACGCAGUUUUAGAGGUCAAACUACAGACACAGCUAGGUCAAGAGCCUCCCGAAUGGGUCCGCGAACUUGUAGGGUCACACUUAGUUGAGCCAGUACCCAAGUUCUCGAAAUUCAUUCACGGUGUCGCCACAUUGCUCAACGACAAAGUUGACUCCAUACCCUUCUGGCUACCGCAGAUGGCUGUGGACAUCAGGAAGCCCGUCAUAUCAUCCCAAAUCAAUAUAAACCGUCCUGGAAGAUCUGAAAAUGACAGUGAGGAUGAUUUCUUUUCGGGUGGCUCUAAUCCCUCUGGCAAUUUGCUUGAUACGGAAGAGCGCGUUGGCUAUGGUGCCAUCGAGGACGUCAAUGAACAGCCCGCCGGUGCUCCCGCCCUUGCGCCGGGCCAGUCAGGCGCCGCUGUCGCAUUUCAGCGCAGAGCGAACACUGCAUCAAACCCAGUGGCCAAAAAGUGGUACGAAUUUUUGGCCUUUUGGAAUCACUACCUCUAUGGGGACCAGAUUACAAAAGUGGCUCCGGGUACCGUUUUCGACACGACUGUGAGAGCGCCUCCAGGAAAGACCAUUUGUGUUCCUGUGAGGGUCGAACCAAAGGUCUAUUUUGCGACCGAAAGAACGUUCUUAUCGUGGCUCUCGAUCGCUCUCAUCCUCAACGCUGUAGCCAUUUCCAUGCUGACCUACGGAACUGCCACAACCAUGGUUGCCUCUGUUGGUUUUUUCCUCACUGCACUCGUAACGAUUCUCUACAGUGCAUACGUUUAUCGCGACAGAGUCGUCAAUAUAAGACUUAAAAACGCUGUUGAUUACGAGAACAAAUAUGGGCCUCCAAUGAUUUGCGUUUUACUCGUUCUUUCGACUGUAUUCAGUUUUUACUGCAGUUAUCAAAAGGUUUCUGCUUAA
Lachancea mirantina is the source of this 2160-nucleotide messenger RNA. The record is from the annotation of a GenBank genome assembly. Lineage: Eukaryota; Fungi; Ascomycota; Saccharomycetes; Saccharomycetales; Saccharomycetaceae.